AUGAAUACCUUGCUCUUGUUAGAUGUUGCAUCAUCUCCACUACCAGAUAGGACAGAGGGACACUGCUCGUGGAACUGGCAGCAUGUUGGCAACAUCUGCUGGAAGAGCUUGUCGUCUGCUGGGUAUGCGGGUGGGGCUGAUGACGUCACUGAGUUUUGCGCACGUCACGGAGCCCACGUGUUCGUGGUGGGCAGCACCUACCUUUGCGUGAAAGAUGCAAAAGCUUCGUCUUCACCAAGAAGAACCCACAGAGGGCUGAUGGAGAUCAUCACCCCCUUGCAAAGAGAUUUAUGGGCAAUGUUGGAUUCUGAGGGCCGGUAGCAGACUCGUGACACCAUGGUCAGCUCCCAGCUCCAGCUAAUGAAGACUAGGUACAACAAGAGUCGUGUUUGGUUGCCAUGGUAUCGAGUGUGACGUCAGGAUCACAACAGACCAUUUGUUAAAUGAACUGGAUGGCGGCAACUAGCGAAAGGAUGAAGCCAGGAAAGCACGAGCAUCUUACAAACAUUGAAUUAGCUACUCAUGAAAUAAACAUCGCUUAU
Pomacea canaliculata is the source of this 542-nucleotide messenger RNA. RefSeq lists its product as uncharacterized. The transcript has 4 exons. The record is from RefSeq and is a predicted model, not a curated record. Lineage: Eukaryota; Metazoa; Mollusca; Gastropoda; Architaenioglossa; Ampullariidae. Bases 1 to 321 code for a protein of 106 amino acids.